AUGUCCGCGUCAGAGUUUCGGAAGAAGUCCAAUCAAAGACGGCAAGUCCUGAUAGAGAAUCUGGUUGAGAGCAUCACAGGCAUUGCCAGAAACACUCCAAACUUCCGCAAAGCAGUGAAGUUCUCCAUUGAAAACAUCGACGACCACCAAUUCCUUUCAACCAUGCCGAGCGUUGUCGAUCGUCAGUACAAGAACCUGUUAGAUAAGCUGGAGUUCCACUCACAGAUCGGAAAGUUGAACGCCCUGCAGCACGCUGUAACGAGGCUGCGAGGCAUCCAAGACGUGACCAAGGAUCAGGACAGGGAGGAUUUCGUUUACUCGUGCAUGAGGUUCCUGUAUCAUCUGUCCGACAGGGUUCUCGAUUACAACAUAGACAACGAGAGAGCGAUCUCGCACCAUCGACAGCUGCAGUUCGUUGAGUCAGUCAGCGCCCCGGAUGUACACGACCUGGUGAGCAGCUUGCGCAGCAUCAACGAAGAGUUUGCUGGGGACUCUGGGGCAGAGAGUGAAGGCACGCUGUCUGACUGGAGCGAUGAGGAAGAAACUGUGUCAGGGGAGAAAUCAGGUGAAACUCUGCAGAAGGAAACAACUCCGAUGGACGAGCGGGACGAGUGCGAACAGGUUGAUACAACGAGUGAGGUGAAUAGGAUGUCGACGGUCAUCGGAAUGGAAAGGAAACAUGUGGGAAUGAGCAAGCCUGUCGACAUGGACCCAUCGCUCGGGUUCAAACUUCCGAGAUACGUCUCCGCUCCACCCAACGUUCCCCUGAUCCAGACAAACCUCGCCAUAGCGUGCGCAGAGAUGGAUGAAGGACGAGAUAGUCUGAGUUUGUGGAGGUCGAAAUAUUUGAUCUCCCAUGAGCAGACAGUUGUUCAACAAGUCCUGCAGAUGCUUGCAGGGCGAACAGGAUCGUUGUUCACAUGGCAGGGAUGCACCUGUGGAUUGAAAGAUGUUCAUGUUGGCUCGAACGAUCUCCGAAGUUUCCGUGACAGGUGUGAUGGAUUCCUCCAGUGCCAGCCAGUCACCCUCACUCACCUAUCACCGGAGUCUUUGAGCAGCAUUCUUGGGAAGAUGAUGAAGAUUUCGACCAAGCUUGAGAGAUUGAGGAGGUUCUCACGUCAGUACCUCUCCCCAGAUUCAGGGAAGACUCUCACACAGCAAGCCUUCGGGCUCAGUGUGAGUGAAACCCUUGAAUCCUUUGACGAGAUCGUCAACGGUCUCAUUCGAACUUCGCAUUCUGAAAGGCCGACGUUGCAAGUGGAAGGAUCUCAUACGUCGCUGACGCUCAUCGUAGUUGAGAGACUGAUCGAUUCCAAAGUCAAGGAGGUGGACUUGUUGACUUUCCUAGCUGGCGGAGUGUCACAGCGGGAGGUCCCUUCUCCCUCGCACAGCACCAAGAGGAUUCUGGACUUUCUCUUCGACGAGGCUUCUAUGACCCGCAUGCUGCCCGACGAGGGUUGUUACGACCUGCUCCAUGGGAUCUUUACAGCUACCCUGAGGCCAUACCUCCACAUCCUUGACCACUGGCUGGCGGAGGGGAGUUUGGAAAACGACACUUGCAAUGAGUUUUUCAUCCAGGACGUCCAAGUAGAGCAGGAGGCUGGUCUGAGUGAUCAGGUGCAGCCGAGAACGAGUCAGCCCUCCGUCUCCCGCUACUGGCAGAUGUUUGCGAUCAGGCAGGGAGGAGACAUUGUGGAUGAGGGGAAGAUAAGGAGUAGCAGCGUUGGCACCAUAACGAUCUCACGGGAAUCUAACUCUUUGGAUGACUUUUACACGGGAAUGACAAUCACUGUCACUGGAAAGAACGGAAAGUUACUCUCAGCCAUUGUCAAGGGAUACAUCGGAGCGAAGCGAAGAGUCCUCGUUGAUCUAGAAGACACGGUGAAGGAAGACUGCCUCUACGUUGUCACAACAGUCGUUCCAGCUUUCUUCCGACCCUUGUGUUCGCGAAUCCUCUCAGCUGGGAAGUCUGUGAAUGUGUUGCUGUAUGAUGGAGACACCAAGAGGGUUAUACGACAGGUCUUGACAAGUCAGAGGUCAAUCCUGUCAACGUUUGAGCAGAGGAUGAAAUUUCGCAACCGGAGGUUGAGGAUAGGUCAAGGAGUCGUCCAAGAUUCGUCUUCUGCUUGCAGUGCCAAGUCCACUCCUGUCAAGAGCCGUCCGACAGCAGAUUAUCCCUCGGACUUGGCGGAAAGAGGAGGUGGAGGUCUGGUGCAGCUGAGUUGGGUCUUCCAGCAAAUUCAUGCCAGCACGACUUCUUCGACGGAGAGAGUCGAUGAUUUGUUUCAUGUUCAUUUACCCCUCAAUGACGACAUGUCAUGUCAAGUCUCCUUCCCUGACAGUGCUGAUUGCUCCUUUUCCGACCUUCCUCCUUCAUCGCUGAGGCACUUCCUGGCGUCCGCUGACGACGAGGAGGAUGAGGAGAUCUCCGAGGACUUGGAGUCUUCCGUCCUACCGUUCGAGAAGCUGAUGGAGGAGGCGCUGCUGAAAGAUCUGGAGAGGAGAGUGGAGGACUUGAACGAGGAGCUUGUCAAGUAUCUCGUCAACAAGUUCGACCUCAUCGCUCAUCUCAACGUUCUAAGGAGGGUCUACUUCAUGGCGGCGGGAGAUGUCCUGCAUGAGUUCGCCAUGCACAUCUUUCAGAAGCUGGACAGGAACGAGCCCUGGAACGACCCGCACACCCUCAACUCGCUCCUCCAAUCUUCUCUCCCUCCCUCCAAGAGCAUAACCUAUGGCACGAUCUCAGCUCAGAUCGACGCAGCGCAGGAUCCGCGCAAGAGGAAGUCUGCAUCGGACGCGUCCAUUUUCGCCCUCGACGGGCUCUACAUCUCGUACUCGGUGGAAUGGCCCCUCAACCUCAUCGUCAACGAGCAGAGUCUCAAGACGUACAACAACAUCCUGAUCUUCCUCAUGCAGAUCAAGAGAGCCAAGAUCGCUCUCAACGCAGACACGCACGCUGACAAGAACGCCAUCGUCAAGGAUAGUGAGAGCGAGUGGGAGAUGGAAGAGUUGCAGACUCGGGACAGGAUAGGGCAAGACGCUUCCUCUGCCGAGCGCUAUGGGUCGCCCAACACCAAGUAUCUGCUGUUGAGAGCUGAGCUGAGACAUGUCGUCAACAACCUUGAGAACUACAUCAUGACUCAGAUUCAUGGGUCUGGCUCAGUCAUGAUGGAGAAGGAGAUCAGGAAAUCGACGAACCUUGAUCAGAUCCAUUCGUUGCACCUUCGCUUCCUCAGCCGAAUGCGCGAUCGGUGCCUCCUCCAUGAACGAGCUGCGGUCGUGGCAGACACAGCCCGGAAGGUGCUGGACCUGGCUCUGAACUUCAGCGUCUCCUAUCCUCGAUACAAGGCUAGCUUGCAGAAGGGAGAAGAGGACUGGGAAGAGAUGCGGGAGGCAGAGGAGAGUCUCGACAGGGUCAGCAAGGACUUCCAUCGCUGCACGAGGCUGCUGGUGGUCGUACUGAGCAAGAUCGUGUCCCGCGGCUUCCAUCCCCACCUCGAGGACCUGCUUGUGCGGCUGAGCUUUAACGAUUACUUCGAUGCCUCGGAUAGCAGGAGGUGAUGGCUGUGAAUGAAGGGAAGAGUGU
Molecule: messenger RNA, 3586 nt
Organism: Guillardia theta CCMP2712
Lineage: Eukaryota; Cryptophyceae; Pyrenomonadales; Geminigeraceae
Exons: 6
Coding region: 1-3561 (1186 amino acids)
Biological process (GO): spindle assembly; microtubule nucleation; meiotic cell cycle
Cellular component (GO): spindle pole; centrosome; gamma-tubulin complex
Molecular function (GO): gamma-tubulin binding; microtubule minus-end binding
Source: RefSeq, a predicted model, not a curated record